Limanda limanda (common dab) is the source of this 5831-nucleotide messenger RNA. Its product is annotated as inactive tyrosine-protein kinase PRAG1. Lineage: Eukaryota; Metazoa; Chordata; Actinopteri; Pleuronectiformes; Pleuronectidae. Gene Ontology annotation, biological process: protein phosphorylation. The record is from RefSeq and is a predicted model, not a curated record. Gene Ontology annotation, molecular function: ATP binding; protein kinase activity. The transcript has 6 exons. Bases 322 to 4410 code for a protein of 1362 amino acids.
CAGCAGCAGUGUGUUGCCCGGCAGGAGGAGAAAGGAUCCCCGCAGCAGAAGCAGCAGCCGCAGCGGUCUCCUGGCUCAUUCACCUGCCGCUGUAGGUGGAAGACAGGCGGAUUUAUACGUUUUGCCUGCGGGACUCUGCAGUAACACCAGCUACUGUACAGUUGUGCUGUCUAUUUAUUUAUUUAUUUAGUCUUUUUGUGUGGAGGGGACCGGUUCGUGUUGCCAGGGAAGACAAGGUCCGAGCAGCCAUGAGAGUUCAUCCCCCGUCUGACAGAUCCUUCCACACCCACUUCUGACACAACCGGAUUUAGUAAACCAAAGAUGUCAGCGUGCAGCGACUUUGCAGAACACGUGUGGAAACCCGGCUCUUGUAAGAACUGCUUCCACCCACUUAGUGCGCACAAGACUGUCGGCGGCCUGGGUGGCAGCGCGCCGGUCGCCUGUUUGAAGAGCAGCCUGGGAGGCGAUGAAGAAACUGGAGUAACGACGCUCUCACCCUACAGCAAGCCAACCAUCGCUGUCAAACCCACUAUGAUGAGCCUUGACACCAACGAGUCAACUGAUGUCAACAUGAACAUAGAGCAGGAGAACACAAAGAGCCCAGUUGAGCGUUUGGGAUUGAAGAAGCUCUUUGACCUGUCUUCUCUUUAUAUCGAUAGUAAUGGCUGCAACAAGGCCCAUAGAGAUGCAGUUCAGAGUCCUGAAACCAAGAUGGACUACAACAACUCCUUUACUUUUUCUCCCUUGUCCCCCAAUAUCCUCCCGAAAGACUCCAUGAUUAUCGGCAAUAUCUUUGUGACUCAGGAAGAGGGAAGAGGUUCUCAGAGUUUAAAGAAAAAUACCAAUGGAGAAAACCGAAAGCAGCAGAGUAUUCCGUCUGGUAUUAGAACCACGAGCACUUACAACGCAAGUACUGUGACUACAAGGGACGCCCGUCAGGGGUCUGUGGAGAUCCGUUCGCCAGUGGGCUUUGUCCCUACCAGUCCUACCACAGUUUACAGCAAUGGUACAAUCAGUGGGAGUACUACUCCUGUUACCACUAAGACUGCCAGCACUUGUACCACUUUCCCAAACUUGACUUUAAGCGUGGACACCCCAAGAUACAGCCCCCCUUCAACCCUCCACUCUGUUCCCAUCCUGUCAAAACAGACCAGCCUAUCGGACUCAUCGUGUUCUUAUCGCAGUAGUACAGACUCACUUCCUGGGGCAGAGGGGUCGGGAGGAAGACAUGUCAGGCCAGGGAGCCCCCAAAGUCCACCAGCCGUGAGUAGCCCACAAUCACCGCCCAACUCUGCCAAUGAUCAGUCGGACUCAGAACCCAUUUAUGCAGAGAGCACCAAGAAAAAGCGCAGGCCGCAAGAAAAUGGGCUGCAAUCACAAUCCGAGUCCCCAAAUCAAAGUAAGAAACUGUCCUGCUCUGAGCCUGAGCUUUCAGGAGAGAGCCAACGGGCCACCAUCACUGUAAUGGCCGCUCACACCGAGGAGAACAACAGGACUUUUUACCUGAGCAGCCCAGAUUCAGCCGUCAGCACCCAGUGCCACUUUAGCCCCACAGCACGUAAAGACCCCAGCAGCCCAGCCUUCCGCUGGCCCAGUCCCAGCCACAGUGCGCCAUCUCUGGUCACAGAAGCCAGCCUCAGCCCCACUCUCCAUCCCAAGCCUCAGUCUAGUCCACCAAUUCCGCCAAAGAGAACCAACCGCUCCCCCAAACUGGGCACCUCUAGCCUCUCAUCCUCCAUGUCCUCUCCUGUCCCCUUCCCUGAACUCCCACGACUAGGCACCUCCAGCCUCUCGUCGUCCAUCUCAUCUCCCGUCCCUCUCCCUGAGCUUCCCAUGCUUUUCCUCGUCUCUGCUAGAGAGGGACACUUCAAGGUUCAUACAGAGCACCACAGCGCUGCAUCCGAACGCUGGCCCAAGCCGCACCACCACAAUUCUGGCUGGAACUGCUGCAUUAAGGAAGAAGAGGAGGAUGAGGAGAGAGAGCGGAAAGAGGGUGAGAAGAAGAAGCUGGCCAGCAAUUCGGUUACAACCUCUCGGGUGACAGACCUGGUCAAUGGUGCCGCUGUCUGGAAGGAAGCCAGGGACUGGAAGGCCCACAGCAGCCCCCCUCCGAUGACAGAGCCAAGCACGGCCCCCCCAACUCCCCCCAACAAUGGUGCCUGUCAGAGGAAGGCUGGAGGCAUCGAUGCAGAGGAGGAGGGCAAGCAUAACGGGAGCAUGCCAGCCAAGCAACCGUUGCAUGGCAGCUCUGAUGAGCUGCUGGCCCCCGGGAAGGAAAUUGCCAAUAAUGAGGCCAAUCCACCUCCUCCCCCACCGAAGAAACUGCACAGAGUGUCAAGUAAGAUGAGUGGCAGCAACAUGGAGCUGGACCGCUGCAGCCAACAAGGGUCAGCAGAGAGCACUGCUUCAUCACCAUGGGGACUGGGCAGUGCCAGCCUGCCCACAGCCUCCACUGACAAUCUGACUGCUGACACUGAUUUUCGGGAUGCUGCACGGAGGUCUUGUUCCUCUCCAUUUGCCAGAAGUCCAGCAGCGUCAGCUCCAGGGUCUCCUCUCCCACCCUCGCUCAGCAGCUUGAGUAACCUGCCACCGCCGCUCCCGGAGAAGAAGAUGGUCAACCGCACCGUGUCGGCUCCAGACAGCACAAACGGAAAGCCCUUUGUCCGAGCCUACCCGCGCCUCCCAUUCACUGGCUCAGAGAGCAAUGUAUGUCGCCCCGCUGACAUUAGCUCCCGCUCCAGUCUACCGUCCAGCCCUGUUGACCCGCGGCCCGUUUUCUCCUCCAACGAGUCUCUGGAGCGGUGUCACGCCCCGCUAGGCCGACCCCUGAAGUCCCGGACACUGGACGAGUCACUGAAGAGUCACGGUCGCCUGGGCGUCCACUGUCGAAGCAGCGUCACCUGCUCCUCUUCCCCUCAGCUCAGCGUGCCCUUCUCCUCGCCCUCAGAACAGGGUCCGGCAGCAAAUUUGGGCUCCAGCCUUCAGCUCCAGACGCUGCUGAGUAACAUCGACAGCAGAGAGGGAGUGUACUCCAAACUGGGAGGCCUGUAUGCAGAGUCUCUCCGGCGCUUGGCUCUGAAAUGCGAGGAUCACUUCACCCGCUCCCAGAGGAACCCGCUGAGGUUUGAGGAGAGCAACUGGUCACUGUUCAGACUCACGUCCAACAAGCCAAGCUGCAACGCAGGAGACGCUGUGUACUUCUCUGCUGCCUGUGCGUCAGACCCCAGCCGCUCCUACGCUGUGAAGAUCUGUAAGAGUCCGUCCGCGGAGGCCAAGCAGGGCCAUCUCUACUGUCUGUCGGUGCAGCAGACCAUGCCUCCCCACUUCAACCUCCAGCAGGACUGCGGACACUUCAUCGCUUGUGUUCCCCAGAGCAUGCUGCCCUCUGAGGAAGUGUCCCUGCGCACCGCCCCGGCUCCGUCGCCUCCUCAGUCGUCCACAGCUGCGCCGGGCCAGCAGGAAGACCGAGAGCGAGUGGUGGUCAUCACCUCGGAGAUCCCCCAGCAGACGGCAGCUGACUUCGCUCGCGAGUGGCAGGCGUUCCACAAAACUCAGCCGGAGGUCUACGAGCGCCGCGUGUGCUUCCUCCUCCUGCAGCUCUGCAACGGCCUGGAGCACCUGAAGGAGCACGGGGUCACGCACCGCGACCUCUGCCUCGAAAACCUGCUGCUGGUGCCUCAUCAUCGCAGGCCCUCCCAGUUCUCCCAGCACACCCACAACAACAACAGCAACGGCAUGAAUGGUCCCAGUGGUGUAGACAAUCAGCGCCACCUUCCCCGGCUCCUCAUCAGCAACUUCGCCAAGGCCAAGCGGCGCUCCUCCGAGGACGCCGCCUCCACCAACGUGGACCCUCGCACCAAACGCAGCCACGCCCGGCUGGCACCCGAGAUCGUCUCCGCAGCCCAGUACCGGAAGUUCGACGAGUUCCAGACGGGCAUCUUGAUCUACGAGCUCCUCCACCAGCCCAACCCGUUCGAGGUGAGCCCGGCGCUGAAGGAGCAAGACUACCGCUGCGAGGAGCUGCCCCCCAUCCCCCCCGUCUCCCUCUACUCCGCCGGCCUCCAGAGGCUGGCCCAGCUGCUGCUCCAGCCCGACCCCAUCAAACGAAUCCACAUCCAGGAGGCCAAGCGCAUCCUGCAGAGCCUGCUGUGGGGCCCCAGGAAGGACCUGAUGGAGCAGCAGGUGGAGAGACAGGGGCAGGGGGGGGGCUUCGUGGACGGGUCGCGACACGAGGGCCUCCUCAACUGGCUGGACGUGAAGCGAGCGCUGCUGAUGAUGAAGUUCGCCGAGCGCUCGCUGGAGCCCGAGAGGAACGCGGAGCUGGAGGACUGGCUGUGCUGUCAGUACUUCUCCUCGGCUCACCCUCUGUCUCUCUGCCACACCGCUGAACUGCUCUACUCACUGAAGUAGCCGCUCGUUUUCAGGACUAGAGAAGCGUGUGUACGUGGAGAUAAGUGGUUUGAGAAAGACCGGCAAUGAUCAAGUUAACGUCUCGGCAUCCAGAAAGUUGGAUCCUGAGGAGAUACUGUGAAAACCACCCGCCCAGUUUGUGUUAUUACUAAACGCACGAGAGCCGUGUCUCUUACUCGCCGUCCACUCGGAACUUUUGAACAAAACGAUAUCCUGCCACAGACUCGACCUGACGAAGAAAUGAGGUGCACGGUCACAGAGAAAUGGACGAAAUAGCAAAAACACUCACUUACCGACUAGAAUCACUGAUCAAUUAAAACGAUAGAAAAGGAAGAAUGUGGACAGUUUUCAUAAUCCUGUAAUACACUUACCAAAGUUUCAUGUUUGACACUGUAUUUUGUAUUUAUUAAAUAUGGAUUGAGGCAUUUUCACCCCUGGACACAGGCUAAAGAUUCAUAACCCUAUUCUCUGUCAGCUGACUUUUCAAAGUUAUGCUGCGUCCGGUCUCAGUGUGCAGCUAAUCACUUUUUAUUUGCCCGACAUCCUAAUAAAAAUUUGAGGCCCCUAGCAGACUGUAAGUGCUGCACCACAGAUUAAUGCCCGUUCCUCCGUGGAUACACGUUUAUUAGUUGGAGUGAUCAAGGCUGAUCUGUUCGUCAGUGUGUGUUUUACCUCAGGCCUUGUUAGACAGCUGUGCGGAGCAAAUGGACUCAGCAUAAAUUAAUGAUAAACUGUCUCAACACAAAUAAUUCUCAACGUCAGUCGUUUUCCUUCCACCGCACGGACGACGCCCGGUUUUCCUCCUCACGUUUACUUUUUGUACACAUUUUAAUGUUUUUGACAUUUUGUCACAGUGCCUUUUUGUUCUUUGUAUAUGUUACAGUGAGAUCGGACGCCACCUGUAAAUACGGCCGAUGGUUAUUGUCUUUUUCGGUGAAACUGGCCUUUCACAGAAUGCUCGAGAGACAACGUUGUACAGUUUAUUUGUAGUUGAUACGAGAAGAAAAAACGAGCCCAGGCAAAAGCAGGUCUUAAAAAGAAAAACAGCCAUGAACAUGAGCAGUUAAAAAGAUAUUUAUGAUAUAAUUUGUUUUCCUGUAGUCGUCACUGGAAUUUCUGUGUUUAUUUUCUUAUGAGGAUGAUCGAGUAGUUGUUUUUUCUUCUUCUGCUGUUUGUCCCGUGCAGGCUGCAGAGAAAGCUUCAAGUUACAGGCUUUUUUUUUUAUCUCAAACAAACAUUUUUUCCUUUACGUCCAGAGUGAUGUGACUUGAAUCGUGUGAUAUUUCUCAUGUUGAAGAGAGAAAAGAAAAAAAGGGUCUGAUCUCACAACUAAUACAUUAUUAGUGAUUUGAAUUCUUUUGUGUGUGCCUCGCUUAUUUGCAUCUAUCAAUAAACUGUGCAUAUAUUUUCUCACAGUAUAA